AUGUCAUCUGCCAAAAGGCCACUGUGGCUCAACUGGGAAAACCCUGACAUCAUGUCCGAGCUCCUCUUCCAGAACAAUGAGAUCAUAUUCAAAACGGAGAUGGUGAGUCCGAGUCAGGUUUCAUAUUCAUUCUGCGUUCUAAACAAGCGCUUUGCCUUGUAAUGUUGUACUGGAUCAGUUGGAUUAAAUGGAUGGAAUGUAUUUAAAUUCUGCCAUGGCACACUGAAUAUGGUUUCAGACUUGCGACAGGACAUGCUAACACUUCAGAUCAUCAGAAUCAUGGAGAACAUUUGGCAGAACCAGGGUCUAGACCUGAGGAUGUUGCCGUACGGCUACAUGUCUCUAGGUGACUGUGUGGGGCUGAUCGAGGUGGUGCGGAGCUCUCACACCAUCAUGCAGAUCCAGUGUAAAGGUGGCCUGAAGGGGGCACUACAGUUCAACAGCUCAACACUACACCAGUGGCUCAAAGACAAGAACAAGGGAGAGAUGUUAAGAAACUAUAUGUUGUUUGGGCACUUUCCUUCACAAUUGCGUUGGUUUGAAAAUUGUAAAUCGUAGUGUGUCACGGCUCAGAUUUGACGUUGUAACUCUGUAUGUAGGUAUGACCUGGCCGUUGACUUGUUUACACGAUCCUGUGCUGGGUAUUGUGUGGCGACCUUCAUCCUAGGCAUCAGUGACAGACACAACAGUAACAUAAUGGUGAAGGAUGAUGGGCAGGUAGGACCUGAGUUCUCAACAAGCUAUUGUCAUGAUUUUAAUUUAUUUUUAUCCUGUGCUAAUCUGGGAUGUAUUGCAGCUGUUCCACAUAGAUUUUGGCCAUUUCCUGGACCACAAAAAAAAUAAUGUGGCUACAAGCGAGAGCGAGUUCCGUUCAUCCUAACACAAGACUUCUUGAUUGUGAUCAAGAGAGUUUGAGAGGUAGCCAUCUUUGUUUUCUCUUUCUUGUGUGAGAGGACGCAUCUGUGGAUGUCUGUCUAGUGCUUGAAUGUAAAUGUUGUGGCAGACAGCUAGUGUCUACACAGUAGGCAGCUAUUAUAUAACAGUGGCCUGUGUGCUCUGUCUCCCUGUGCUCUGUCUCCCUGGGUGUCUGAUAGGCUACUGCCUGCCAAGUUUCCAGACUCUCUCCCAUACUACUGCUUUAACAAAUGGACUGAUAUCAGUAUCUACUGCUAAAUCAACCAUUUUCAACAGAGACUAUAUAUUUCAAUGGCCAAAUCUAUGCUUGGGAAGGAUUCUUUUGAGGCUAGAGAAUUCAGAGGGAACAAGGGGAGUGGUAUAUACUGAUUCUUCUGCAUUUUCCCUCCUAUUCUGUUUCUCAGGUUCCAGGAGAUGAGCUAUAAGGCCUACUUGGCCAUUCGGCAGAAUGCCAACCUCUUCAUCAACCUGUUCUCCAUGAUGCUGGGCUCCGGGAUGCCUGAGCUGCAGUCCUUUGAUGACAUUGCCUACAUCCGUAAGACCCUGGCACUGGACAAGACAGAGCAGGAGGCCCUGGACUGCUUCAUGAAGCAGAUGAACGACGCCCACCACGGCAGCUGGACCACCAAGAUGGACUGGAUCUUCCACACCAUGCGCCAGCACGCACUCAACUGA
Coregonus sp. 'balchen' is the source of this 1590-nucleotide messenger RNA. Lineage: Eukaryota; Metazoa; Chordata; Actinopteri; Salmoniformes; Salmonidae. The record is from the annotation of a GenBank genome assembly.